Messenger RNA from Phodopus roborovskii (desert hamster), 1394 nucleotides. It is a transcript of the gene Gdf6, whose product is annotated as growth differentiation factor 6. Gene Ontology annotation, molecular function: cytokine activity; growth factor activity. Bases 7 to 1365 code for a protein of 452 amino acids. The record is from RefSeq and is a predicted model, not a curated record. NCBI's taxonomy places the organism in Eukaryota, Metazoa, Chordata, Mammalia, Rodentia, Cricetidae. The transcript has 2 exons. Gene Ontology annotation, cellular component: extracellular region. Gene Ontology annotation, biological process: BMP signaling pathway; SMAD protein signal transduction.
CUCGCCAUGGACACUCCUAGGGUCCUGCUCUCAGCCAUCUUCCUCAUCAGCUUCCUCUGGGAUUUGCCGUGUUUCCAACAGGCUUCCAUCUCCUCGUCCUCCUCCACCGAAGUGGACUCCGCCAAAGACGUGAGAAGCCGCAAAGAAGGGAGGAUGCCGCGGACGCCACAACAGAGUGUGGAGGGCCGGACGCCCCGGGAGCACCAGCCGCGGCACAGUGAACCCCGGCGGCGGCCGCCUGGACAGUCUCAAGGGCAGGAGCCUCCGAGCAGGGGCCCGCGCGUGGUGCCCCACGAGUACAUGCUGUCAAUCUACAGGACUUACUCCAUUGCCGAGAAGUUGGGCAUCAAUGCCAGCUUUUUCCAGUCUUCCAAGUCAGCUAAUACGAUCACUAGCUUUGUAGACAGAGGACUGGACGAUCUCUCGCACACUCCUCUCCGGAGACAGAAGUAUUUGUUUGAUGUGUCCACGCUCUCAGACAAAGAAGAGUUGGUGGGCGCAGAGCUCAGGCUUUACCGCCAGGCGCCCCCAGCGCCCUGGGGGCCACCAACCCGACCACUGCACGUGCAACUCUUUCCCUGUCUGUCCCCACUGCUGCUGGACGCCAGGACCCUGGAUCUUCAGGGGCCAGCCCAGGUCGGCUGGGAAGUCUUCGACGUGUGGCAGAGCCUGCGCCCUCAGCCGUGGAAGCAGCUGUGCUUGGAAUUGCGGGCAGCUUGGGGCGAGCUGGACGCCGGGGAUACCGAGGCGCGCACGAGGGGUCCCCAGCAGCCACCGCCCCUGGACCUGCGGAGUCUGGGCUUCGGCCGGAGGGUGCGGCCGCCCCAGGAGCGUGCCCUGCUCGUGGUUUUCACUAGAUCCCAGAGCAAGAACCUGUUCGCGGAGAUGCGCGAGCAGCUGGGCUCUGCCGAGUCUGCGGGAGCCGAGGGGGCAUGGCCAGCGCCUUCGGGCGCCCCAGACGCCGGGCCUUGGCUGCCCUCGCCCGGCCGUCGGCGGCGACGCACCGCCUUCGCCAGCCGCCACGGCAAGCGGCACGGCAAGAAGUCCAGGCUGCGCUGCAGCAGAAAGCCCCUGCACGUGAAUUUCAAGGAGUUAGGCUGGGAUGACUGGAUUAUCGCGCCCCUGGAGUACGAGGCCUAUCACUGCGAGGGCGUGUGUGACUUUCCGCUUCGUUCGCACCUGGAACCUACCAACCACGCCAUCAUCCAGACGCUGAUGAACUCCAUGGACCCGGGUUCCACCCCGCCUAGCUGUUGCGUUCCCACCAAAUUGACUCCCAUCAGCAUCCUGUACAUCGACGCGGGCAAUAAUGUGGUCUACAAGCAGUAUGAGGACAUGGUGGUGGAGUCCUGCGGCUGCAGGUAGCGGUGCCAUCCGCGCCUGGGCCAGGGACC